GGAAGCACGGAUGAAUGAGGGAAGUGCUGUUCGUUGCUGACUUCCCAUCCAGGCCUUUCUGAUGGCGCCUUGUGACUUCAGCCCUUCCAUAGUGUAUCCAGUUGUCGUUUCGCCACCCAUCCAGGCCGACUUCGCCGACGAGAGCUUCUAUAACGCACAGGUACAUUCGUGAAGGCAACGAGAGUACAGAAUGGCUUCAAUUAUCAUCUGUUUUGUCUUCUCAUCAGGAGACCCCUCCUCCCAACGUCCGAGCUGGGAGCGUGUUCGGUGCUUCGGAUGUAUCUCACUGGCUUGACUUGGUCAAUGGCUGGUCUGUAGAGGACUGCUUAGGCGAUGACGAGGGAGCCGACACCGAUAAGGAGAAGGUGAGAGGGAGGAAGGAGGAAAGGCUCUAGCGUUGUGCGCACACAGACAUGCCGGCCCCGAUCCCUGUGUGGUUGGUUGGUGUGUGCUCAGUGUGAGUCGGUGAAGCGGUUCAUUUCCUCCGUCGUGUCCGAGCUGACCUCUCUGCCCCUCGUGCGCAUCCGCAGCCUCUACCCAUCGAUGCACUCCCGACUCUGCUCCGCACCCUCCCCGCCAGACCGGCUGAUUCACCUGCACAUUCUGCAUCACGUCAUCGCCCACGCUCACUCCCAGCCCCUCCCCUUCCGCCCCCUGCAGCUGAUGCGUUUGGUCCGGCUCCGCAAGUUCAUUCUCAACACGCGCGACUUCGACCAGCUUGUGAAGGAGUAUGCGGCCCUCGACUCGCCACCAGAGGUGCUGGAGCGGGUGAUAGAGGCGGGCAUACAUCUGAACCACAUAGCGAGGGUGCACGGAAGUGCCAAACGGGCCGCUGAGUGUGUCCAUGAGGGGGACACCGUGUACUUGCUGAGUACGGGGAAGCCGCUGGCUAAUCGGGUGGAGCCGGCUCUGCUGGAGCACAUGGGAAUGAGUGAGGGGACGGCGGACAGGUAUGGGCUGAUGAGGUGGAGAGAGCAAGAGGGGCAGCAGGGCGCCACGGGGAAUGAGACGCCGGAGCGUCCUCCGUACGAUGGCGUGGCUGGGCAGGAGAUAUUCUUCAACACGCACUCAGGUCAGUCAGCUGGGGAGAAAACGACGUGAUGAGAUGAAGCCGUCCGUCCGAUGAUCGCUGGUUUCUGUUUGUCUCUCUGUCAGGUCCGAUGUCGACGAUUCUCCAUUUCAUCGGCUGCCCCGAAGCCUGCAAGUUCUUCCUGGUCAACCGCAUCUGGUCACCCACACUCCUGCGCCGCGUCCUGGACUCCAGGAGGGCCACCGGCCGAGGCGCCCCCGCCCCCUCCCAUGGCCACCCCUUCUGCCGCCUCUACGAGCGGCUCCCCAGCCCCACGAUCACCUGCUUAGGCCACCGACACGACGCACUGCGCGCGAGGGACGACCUGGUGCCCACACAGGAGGAAGAGCAGCGGCUGUAUGACCGGCACAAGGCGGCCAUCCGGCGCCGCUAUGACCACAGCAGCUGGGGUGGCUGCUCGCCCUACCAGGGCCCCAGCUGCUGCCAGUGGGGGCCCUACCACCAUCUGGACCUGUGUGUGGUCAUGGCCGAGGAGCGUGCGACCCGCGAGGCGUUCAGGGAUGGGGUGAGGGAGGCGCAGGAGAAGCACGCCAUCUUCGAUGUGUGGCAGGACGACCUCCAGAGGUGCCUUCUCGAGGCGAGAGAGCGGUACCUGGCCGCCAAGCGAGGCGCCACACCGGAUGACGCCACCUACAUCGCUCUCGGCUGCCCGACGUGUCCCAGCUGGACAAACGCCCUGCAGACCAGCACGAGAAGAGUCGACAGUGCGGAUGUGCGGGCGAUUGUCAACGGCGAGGCGGCGGAGGGCCGCACGGUGGAGAGCGAGGGGCUGGAUGCGAGCAAUGAGCGGCUGAGGCUAACGGCCUUCUGGCCGCCAUCUGCUGCUGCUGCUGUGGAUACUGGCGAGGUGUGCGUGUGGUCGUAUACACAGGGCACGAAGGUGGCGUGCUGGCCAAACGGACGCACACACAUGGCCGAGUGACUGAGUGCGGGGUAGCCAUCCGUCCGUGAGACAGAGCCAAGCCAGUGCUGUCUACUUAGGUACACUGCUGCUGCUUAGCUGCUCUGGAUGGACGGACGAUGGAUGGAGCCUUCCCGGUGUGUGUUGUGUUAUCUAUAUUUGUCAGUGCAUCUGUGUGCCAAGGACGGACCCGAAAUGAUUGAUGUCAUCCAUUCAACUUGUCAUUGCUGG
This is a messenger RNA of Vitrella brassicaformis, 2222 nucleotides long. The record is from the annotation of a GenBank genome assembly. NCBI's taxonomy places the organism in Eukaryota, Vitrellaceae.